GUGUUUCAUCAUGCAAAUACUCACCUGAUAUGAGCCCGAGCAGGUAGCCAAUUGGAGCAUGAUAAGGAAGUUUGGAGGAUAAAACAGCCAUUGUGGCGGGGCAGCACCUAGUGCGCCUGCAUACCUCUGUUAAUUCAAAUGUUUGGGCAGCAGAAGGACUCGUCUCUUCUCACUGUAAACACGGAUCCUGUAGAGUAUUGGAAUCUCCACACACGGCAUUGAUCUACGUGAGACCUCUGUCAGGCCUGCUCGGACAUCACUCUACUGCUCCGCCCCUCAGCCAUGGUACAUCACAGUUUAGACACUGCAAUGAGCAUCACUCCAACCACCACCCUGGACAGCAUGCUGACCACGCCUUGGAGCCCCACUAACUCCUACCCUGAUGUGCCGAUGGUGAUGUCUGGUUUUACAAGUCGCCUGUGGUCUCACGAGUCCCAGCCUCAGUUCUGGAGCAAGUACCAGGUGUGGGAGUGGCUGCAACAAGUCCUGGACAUGCACCAGAUCGAUGCUGCAAACAUUCCCUUCCAGAACUUUGACAUGGACGGCAAUCAGCUCUGCAGCCUGAGCUACCAGGACUUCAUCCGCGCCGCUGGCAGCAUGGGAACCAUUCUCUUCCACAGCCUCACAGAGCUCAAGUGGAGCGCCCAGUGCCAUGCGGAGUUAGGACAUCUGGAAGUCAAACCAGAGUUAGAUUUCCCCUGUCCAUUUCCAGAUGUCAGCUAUCCACCCGGAGAGAUCUAUGAUCCCAUCAUUCACCCUCUCGCACCGGUCGCCUCUCCCACCCCUUCUAGUCCUGCAGACAUAAAAAGAUCCUACAGCCGUCCCCACCAGGUCAGAAAACACAACCCACGAGGGACCCACUUGUGGGAGUUCAUCAGGGACAUUCUCCUGAGCCCAGAGCGAAACCCGGGGCUGAUCAAGUGGGAGGAUCGGACGGAGGGCGUCUUCCGCUUCCUGAAGUCCGAGGCGGUGGCGCAGUUGUGGGGAAAGAAGAAGAAUAACAGCAGCAUGACCUACGAGAAACUAAGUCGGGCAAUGAGAUAUUACUACAAAAGGGAAAUCUUAGAACGAGUAGACGGACGCAGACUGGUCUACAAGUUUGGAAGGAACGCCCGAGGAUGGAGGGAGUCAGAGAAGUGAUUAAUAUGUGUUUUACUUGAUGUCGUGUGUAAAAAUGUGAUGUUUUGUUAUAGUUUGAAUUGACUGUUUCUAACGACGAUGUUUUUGAAGUGUUUACACGUUCUUGUUUAUUGUGUGUUUGCCUUUUUUUUAUUUUUUAGAUGAACCCUUUUGUUGUGACAAUGCACUGAGAUGUUGUUUACUGUGCCUUACUGAAAAAAAAAACUUUGCUUAUGAUACAUGCUAGCAGUUGAAUCUCAAACCUAUUUAGUGAAGAAUCAGAUGAAUGAAGACUCUGUCAGGAGCUUACAGGAAACCUGACAGAUGCUGGUUUGCUUUCUCUCCAAGUCAGAUAUUUUCUACCGUCAAAAAUGAGUUGAUCAAGAAUUCAAGCACACACAAAUCUCUCUUUAUGAUAUCGAUACUGUGAAGUGUCCUUUGGGAAAGAUGUUUGAUCACUGCAUUAACACAAUAUAAAUAAUGAUCAUAAAAGAAUGUGCUUUUAGCACCGUGCAGGAUUUUGAAGUAAAGUGUAAAUAUUAACAGUAAAAUAUAUGCAUGUAGGAAGUUUGUCUUUCUUGCCUCAUUUCAUUGUUUGCUUUCACUAAACUGAAAUGAAAGUGUGUACAUGUUUGUUGAUGUUUAUUUUAAAUAAAGCUUGCGAUCUUUUUUACUUAAUGAAAGCCA
This is a messenger RNA of Pleuronectes platessa (European plaice), 1806 nucleotides long. It is a transcript of the gene ehf, whose product is annotated as ets homologous factor. The transcript is spliced from 9 exons. Gene Ontology annotation, molecular function: DNA-binding transcription factor activity, RNA polymerase II-specific; sequence-specific DNA binding. Bases 283 to 1140 code for a protein of 285 amino acids. Lineage: Eukaryota; Metazoa; Chordata; Actinopteri; Pleuronectiformes; Pleuronectidae. Gene Ontology annotation, biological process: cell differentiation; regulation of transcription by RNA polymerase II. Gene Ontology annotation, cellular component: nucleus. The record is from RefSeq and is a predicted model, not a curated record.